Molecule: messenger RNA, 131 nt
Organism: Dentiscutata heterogama
Lineage: Eukaryota; Fungi; Glomeromycota; Glomeromycetes; Diversisporales; Gigasporaceae
Source: the annotation of a GenBank genome assembly
AAUUUUCAAGCAAAAUUACGUAAAAAAUUAGAGCAGUUGAAUAAAAGACCGCUUACGUGUACGAAGCAACAAGAUUGUUCUAACAACUAUUUUAUUCAAAAAUACAUUACUAAUACAAUUACGUUAACCCA